This is a messenger RNA of Triticum turgidum subsp. durum (durum wheat), 468 nucleotides long. Lineage: Eukaryota; Viridiplantae; Streptophyta; Magnoliopsida; Poales; Poaceae. The record is from the annotation of a GenBank genome assembly.
AUGGACGCCGGCAAGCUGAAGAAGGUGGCCGGGAAGAAGUUCGGCGGGCCGAGGAAGAAGUCGGUGACCAGGUCCGUCAAGGCCGGGCUCCAGUUCCCCGUCGGCCGCAUCGGUCGCUUCCUCAAGAAGGGCCGCUACGCCCAGCGCGUCGGCUCCGGCGCCCCCGUCUACCUCGCCGCCGUCCUCGAGUACCUCGCAGCCGAGGUGCUGGAGCUGGCCGGGAACGCCGCCAAGGACAACAAGAAGAGCCGCAUCGUGCCCAGGCACCUGCUGCUGGCCAUCCGCAACGACCAGGAGCUCGGGAGGCUGCUGUCCGGCGUCACCAUCGCCCACGGCGGCGUCAUCCCCAACAUCAACCCGGUGCUGCUCCCCAAGAAGGCCGCCGAGAAGGCUGAGAAGGCCGAGAAGACCGCCACCAAGUCGCCCAAGAAGGCCACCAAGUCCCCCAAGAAGGCCACCAAGGCGUAG